Molecule: messenger RNA, 1527 nt
Organism: Symsagittifera roscoffensis
Lineage: Eukaryota; Metazoa; Xenacoelomorpha; Acoela; Convolutidae
Product: ras-related protein ORAB-1-like
Exons: 8
Coding region: 50-670 (206 amino acids)
Biological process (GO): vesicle-mediated transport
Molecular function (GO): GTPase activity; GTP binding
Source: RefSeq, a predicted model, not a curated record
AAACUUAUUAAAUAGAUACAUUGAAACUAAAAGAAUUCGUUGAAUAAAAAUGAGUCCUCAUCUUCACCCAGAGUAUGACUACCUUUUCAAACUUCUCUUGAUUGGAGAUAGUGGUGUCGGAAAAAGCUGUCUUUUACUCAGAUUUGCGGACGAUACCUACACAGAAAGCUACAUUAGCACAAUUGGCGUGGACUUUAAAAUAAGGACGCUGGAGUUGGAUUCAAAAGUAAUCAAACUGCAAAUUUGGGAUACUGCUGGUCAGGAACGAUUCAGGACCAUUACCUCCAGUUACUACCGCGGUGCUCAUGGUAUCAUUAUUGUAUACGAUGUUACUGAGCAGGACACAUUCAAUAAUGUGAAACAAUGGCUGCAAGAGAUCGAAAGAUAUGCAUCCGACAAUGUGCAGAAGCUGCUCGUCGGAAAUAAAUGCGACCUGACAGUCAAAAAAGUGGUCGAGUUCUCAACCGCAAAGGAGUACGCGGACUCGAUUGGUAUCCCAUUUUUGGAGACAUCAGCCAAGAACUCUACCAAUGUGGAGCAGGCCUUCAUGACCAUGGCUAGCGAGAUCAAGAAACACAUGGGAAACCAAGCCACCAGCGGAGACAAAAACAACGAAUUCAAGAUCAAGCCCACCGAAGCAGUCAAACCCAGCGACGGUUGCGGUUGCUGAUUGGUGCAAGAGAAAAUUAUGACUGAUGUGAAUGGAUGGAUAGAAAGAACUGAGAACGAAAUGAUAAUUUAAAUGACUGGGUUCUGGAUUCCAUGCAUUGUGAUGUUUGCGAAGUUUCAUUGUGUGACGAGAUCUUAUUUAAGAGCUUUUUAUCUGCAAGUUUGAUAAUUUUAAUAGAACUCUCCAUUUACAUCUUGCAAAUAGUAAGUUCAGAUUUUUGAAUAUUUUAAUGCACUCAAUCCGGCGGCUGAAAAUAUUAGCCCAAUAUGUUUGCCCAAACUGUUGACUUUUGCAAUACCUUCCAGGAAACACAGACUUAAAUCUUAUUUUAAAAAACAUAAUUUUUUUCUAAUGACAAAAUGAAGUGCUUAAGUGUUUCCUGGAGGUGUUUUGUGUAAUUUAUGUGAAAGUUUUCAAAUUAGUUGCAGUUUGAAUAAAAGCUCUACAUCAUUCGAAUCUUUUGAAUAUAUUUUGCUCUACGCUUUCCCGAUAUAGUCUUGUCUAGGUAUGUUAGUAGUCAGUUGAUGCCAAUUGUUUUUGACUGGGCAUUGUUAUUCCGCUUUUCAAUCUUCAUCUAAGCCUUUUCAAAUUUAAAUUCUCGAAAUUAUUUAAAGUGAAAAGGCUGGGUGGGUGGAUUAUCAUGCCUGUGACAAAAUGAAGAGUAAAAUCAAUGAUACCAUGCAAAAAGAUGUAGUACUAGUAUGCUAUUGUUGUUACUACUAUUAAUAAUUUAGAGUUUAAUGUAUAUCAUAUCUAAAGCAUAAAUACGUAAGGGAUAAUGUAAAUUGAAUAAUUGUUUUGUAUUUAUAUCAACCAGUACACUUCCAUGGAUUUAUGGAAUACAUGAUUUAUCUCGA